UUAUAAAAACGCAAACUCCGAAUUGCAACCCAAGCUAUAGGCUUAGCUUAAUAAACGUUGAAACUGCGCCAUCUCCAUUGCUGUUCUCUCUUCUUGCUAUUAUAAUCCAAUUCAAGAAGUUCGUUCAACUUUUGUGCUCAACAAGUCUAACAUAACAGAUAUUCAAAUUGAGCAUAAUUGUGAUUCAAACUUUGGUCUUUCCCUGGAAUGAAUCCAUUGUUUGUCAAGAAAUUUGGAAGUGAUUUUUGCGGUUCUAUUUAAUGGGCUGCUACUGCUCAACUUCAAAGAAAACGGAAGCACAAGGUUAUGAGGAACCCACCAUUCUAUCAUCUGAGACACCUUGUGAGUAUCAUGAUCCAUCAUUGAAUGUUACUGUUAGUGAAGUAGAGGCCUUGCAUGAACUCUACAAGAAGUUGAGCAAUUCAAUUGUUGAAGAUGGUCUUAUUCACAAGGAAGAAUUCCAGCUGGCGCUAUUCAGGAAUAAAAACAAGAAAAAUCUGUUUGCAGAUAGGAUUUUUGACUUAUUUGAUCUCAAGCGCAAUGGGGUCAUUGAGUUCGGGGAAUUUGUUCGAUCAUUGGGUGUUUUUCACCCAAAUGCAGCUUUAGAAGACAAGAUUACUUUUGCUUUUAGGUUGUAUGAUCUGAGGCAGACAGGGUUUAUUGAACGAGAGGAGUUGAAGGAGAUGGUAUUGGCACUUUUGCAUGAAUCAGAUCUUGAGCUUUCGGAUGAUAUGAUUGAAACCAUUGUGGAUAAGACUUUUAGUGAUGCUGAUAUAAACGGUGAUGGAAGGAUCGAUCAAGAUGAGUGGAAAGAAUUUGUGUCCAAGCAUCCAUCCUUGAUAAAGAAUAUGACACUUCCAUAUUUGAAGGAUAUUACCUUGGCUUUUCCCAGUUUUGUUAUAAGAACAGAUAUUGAAGAGUCAGAGAUGUGACUUUGGGAGGUUUUGGCUUCACCAAUAAUGAUAUCUCUUUGAUUUCGUCUCUUGAUAUAUUGUUGCUACAUGUUAAGAGAUGACCUUACCUGCGGUGCCCAAGACAAGAAUAAAAUUUCGUUUAUGAUUCCUGGGCAAAACUUCUAAACCUGGUUUUGCAAAUGCUCAGCCACUUCUUUGUAGUAGCUGAACCUGUGCUGAUAGUGAUAUCUAAGGUUACGAAUUAUUCACAUGAACUUUUAAUUCCAGUGCAAGGUUAACUUGUACAUUAUAUAUGUAUAUAUGAGAGAUGUAAGUAGGGUAUAGUAACCCAUGUUACUCGGACAUUUUGCUGCUUGUGAGUUUGGAGGUAUUUUGAGAAUUUUGCCUUUGGAUAGUUGUUUGAAUAACUGUUAACAUGAUCCCUAUGUUAAUUUGGGCAUCUUUCCUCUGUGCUUAACUGCUUACAGCUUUAAUAUGCUGGAAGAUUAUUUUCAAUGCUUUCUCUUCACUUAGAAAUCUUUAUCCAGAGCUCCACAUUCCUGUGCCUCAUCGUUUCCGUUAUGUUUUCGUGAGAUUUAUGAUUGUUAAACAUGGAUUGAAUAUAGACAGCAAUGUUAGAGUUUCCAA
Glycine soja is the source of this 1541-nucleotide messenger RNA. RefSeq names its product calcineurin B-like protein 4. Gene Ontology annotation, biological process: calcium-mediated signaling. The record is from RefSeq and is a predicted model, not a curated record. The coding region runs from base 261 to 932 and encodes 223 amino acids. NCBI's taxonomy places the organism in Eukaryota, Viridiplantae, Streptophyta, Magnoliopsida, Fabales, Fabaceae. Gene Ontology annotation, molecular function: calcium ion binding; kinase binding. The transcript has 9 exons.